GGCGCAGGGAUCUGACGCCAUAUUGCGUUACUUGUGUAUUGUGCUAAAAAAAAGCGAAGAAAACAAAAUAUUUUUUUAUUUUUUAAUUUUGAAAGCAGGCAUUAUAAAUGCCUUAAAAUAUUGAACAAUUUAAAAAACACUUUAAAUUAUGCUAAAUCAAUUAAAUACCUAAAUUAGUAAGCAUAGAUAACUUAUCCUAAAGGAAAUUAAAAAUAUAGUAUAAAAAGCGGUAUUAGCAGCGGUGAGAACAAAAACAACUCCUUGAAAAAAAAGAGUGUGAUUCAGAAAAGCAAGGAGAUUAUCUACGGCAGAAUAUUUUUUUGGGAAAUCUUUUUAAAAACUUGAAAUUUUUUUAAUAUCUAAAUAACUUGGAUAAUUUUAACUAGUAAAAGUGGCUAAAAUGAGUUUUUCCAGUGACGAAGUAAACUUUUUAGUUUACCGAUAUUUACAAGAAUCUGGUUUCACACACUCGGCAUUUGUGUUUGGUAUUGAAUCCCAUAUAUCACAAAGUAAUAUAAACGGAGCACUUGUUCCACCAGCAGCCUUACUGACAAUCUUGCAAAAGGGUUUAUUAUAUACAGAGGUUGAGUUGUCUCUUGGUGAAGAUGGCAUGUCCGUAAGAGCAAUCGAAAGUCUGAGUCUAAUAGAUGCUGUAAUGCCAGAAGUUAAACAACCAGUAGUUAAGACAGAACCCGGCAAAGCAGGCAAUGGAGAUAAUGCAAAUGCUGGCAGUGGUGGUACAACAUCAGGUGGUAAUUCUGGCUCAAAUGUUAAAUCAGAGGUAAAAGCAGAAAGUAGUGCUGCAGGUAGUGGUACUUCUGCAAAUGCCUCCGGCUCUACGGGUACUUCCAAUACAGCGACAGAAAACACGGAAGCGGAUAGUAAUGCUGCUGGCUCUUCUACGGUUACUGGAAGUUCACCAGCCGGAACGAAUGUUACGACAGGGAACACUACUAACACUACAUCUGCUGGCGCAUCAGACGAUAAGAAAAUAGAAUCAACUGCUGGAGGCAAUGCAACGACCAAUGCUGAUGAUGCCACCUCUUCAUCCUCCACAAAUGGCAGUUCUAGUAAUGCCACAUCCACUGAUGCCGCCUCAGCUGGUGCAGCAGGAGGAGCUACAAGUUCAUCGGGUACAGCAACUCCCACUACAGCUGCACAAACUGGGGUGGCUGGUGGUGCCAGUUCAGCAGCCGGUGGCAAUGCAGCUACUGCUCCCACCUCUGCCCAAACUGUUACAAGCAGUGCUACAGCUACGGGCGCUGCCAAUGCGGCUGCUACCGGUAACGUAGAAGCAAUGGAAAUUGAUUCGGAUAUUGAAAUACCAGCCUCGAAAGCCACCGUUUUAAGAGGUCAUGAAAGUGAGGUAUUCAUUUGUGCUUGGAAUCCUUCACGAGAUUUAUUAGCUAGUGGUUCGGGCGAUAGCACUGCUCGUAUUUGGGAUAUGUCGGAUGCCAUGAGUUCACCUAAUCAAUUGGUCUUGCGUCAUUGCAUACAAAAGGGAGGGGCAGAAGUACCCAGUAACAAAGACGUUACUUCAUUGGAUUGGAAUUGUGAUGGCACACUUUUAGCUACCGGCAGUUAUGACGGUUUUGCUCGUAUUUGGAAAACUAAUGGUACAUUAGCUUCCACUUUGGGCCAACAUAAGGGCCCUAUAUUUGCCUUGAAGUGGAACAAACGUGGCAACUAUAUACUUUCGGCUGGUGUUGACAAAACUACCAUAAUUUGGGAUGCUUCAACCGGACAAUGUACUCAGCAAUUUUCAUUCCACAAUGCCCCAGCCCUGGAUGUCGAUUGGCAGACAAAUAAUUCAUUUGCCUCCUGCAGUACUGAUCAACGUAUUCAUGUGUGUCGUUUGGGCUCUGAAGUACCUGUCAAAACCUUUAAGGGACACACGAACGAGGUCAAUGCCAUCAAGUGGUGCCCACAGGGUAAACUGUUAGCCUCCUGUUCGGAUGAUAUGACAUUAAAGAUUUGGUGCAUGAGUCGAGACAAAUGUUGCCACGAUUUGCAGGCACAUUCUAAGGAAAUUUACACGAUUAAAUGGUCUCCCACUGGUCCGGGUACACAGAAUCCAAAUACCAAUUUACUUUUGGCCUCAGCUUCGUUUGAUUCGACCGUUCGUUUGUGGGAUGUGGAAAGAGGCAUGUGUAUACACACUUUAACGAAACACACAGAACCCGUCUAUUCGGUGGCAUUUUCACCCGAUGGCAAGUAUUUGGCUUCGGGCAGCUUCGAUAAAUGCGUACACAUUUGGAGUACUCAGUCGGGACAAUUGGUACACAGUUACAAGGGUACCGGUGGUAUAUUUGAAGUUUGUUGGAAUUCGAAAGGCACAAAAGUUGGUGCCAGUGCUUCUGAUGGCAGCGUUUUUGUACUGGAUCUCAGAAAAUUCUGAUCGGCAACAACAACAUUAUCAUCAUCGGCUUGUAUUGCUCUACCCAGAGACGGAUUCUUUUAAACGGAGUCUUUAAAUACAAGCAUAUUGAUUUUAUUAUUUUUUUUUUUUUUGUAAUUUUAGCAACAAACAAAAACAGAACAUUUCGUAGCAUUUAAGUUAAAAACUUUAAGAUUAUAUCUUCUUUUUAAACGUAAGAUACAAAACAAAUUUCUUAAUUUUUAUUAUUAGAAUUCUACUUUACUCUAAAGUUAUGCCCAUUAGUUUUCUUUAUUUUCUUCUUUUGUGUUAUUAAAAUUCCAAUGUGGUUGUCCAUUUUUCCAACAUGGAACUGAUUUAGAGUAACAGAGUUGCUUUUUGAAAUCAGAAAAUUAAA
Lucilia cuprina (Australian sheep blowfly) is the source of this 2774-nucleotide messenger RNA. Its product is annotated as F-box-like/WD repeat-containing protein ebi. The transcript is spliced from 3 exons. Gene Ontology annotation, biological process: regulation of transcription by RNA polymerase II. Gene Ontology annotation, molecular function: protein binding; transcription corepressor activity. The coding region runs from base 401 to 2398 and encodes 665 amino acids. Gene Ontology annotation, cellular component: histone deacetylase complex. NCBI's taxonomy places the organism in Eukaryota, Metazoa, Arthropoda, Insecta, Diptera, Calliphoridae. The record is from RefSeq and is a predicted model, not a curated record.